CCACAAUUUUUCUGCGCGAAGCGAGAUCACAUCCGGUUUUUGUUGAACUUUGAGAUCUGAUUUGUUGUAAACAUUGAUCCUGAGUUCUGCGAGUAAAUUUUACUCAGUUAAUGCGGUGCUAAUAAUUAAUUAAUUGUUAAAGAAUGUGACAACAUUGAUUAGAUUAGGCAACACAGUUAUCAAAAUUCCAAACUUUUAUCGACGAGCUAGAUCGUCUAAUUAAAUUAAUUGGUUUUAUCAAAAAAACAUUAGCCUCACUCAUUCAAUUAAGAUGAAGAAAGGACAGAUUAUCGUGAAUUUGGCCUGCAUUCUUUUUGGGGUCGGGACUUGGCUUUGCGUAAAUGGCCUUUGGGUGGAACUUCCGCUGUUGGUGGAUCGUUUACCUGAGGGGUGGAAACUCCCUUCGUAUAUGGCUGUGAUUAUCCAGCUGGCAAAUGUGGGUCCAAUUGCCUACACAAUUCUCCAUUCACUUUUCCCAGCAGUGGUCACAGAGAAACGGAGCAUUUACGCCGUGAUGGGCUUGGCAGUUAUCACUUUACUACUGUUGGUGCAGUUCUGGAUGAAAACGGCCAUCAUUGGCGGAGUGGAACACUCUGUUGCGUUCUUUGGUCUCGUGUUGAUAUUGGCAGCAGUCGAUUGUUCUAGCCGAGUGAUGUAUUUGCCAUUCAUGGCGAAAUUUAAACCACAAUAUUUGACAUGCUUUUUUAUCGGUGAAGGCCUGAGUGGUUUUGUCCCAAGUAUAUUUGCAGUUAUCCAAGGAACAGGAGGAAAUCGCAAUUGCAUGGUCAUCACUAACUCAACUGAAAUGGAAAAUAAAACAGCAGCAGCAGUCCAUCAACCACUCUUUUCAAUAGAAGUGUUCAUGUAUUUGAUGACGUUCGUGACAGUGUUGAGUGGAAUUGCAUUUUAUCUUUUAAACAUAGAUUCCAUUAUAUCCAAAUGUCUUGCCCAUCCGACGACAGAAGUGAAACCUAUUCUACUAAAUAAUCAUCCAAGGACUCAAUUUUAUAACUCUACAGGAGGAGAGGAAACUACUGGAGAAGGAGCUUUAAUGUCUAAUGUGGUCAAUACUGAUUCUUAUCCAGUUUUAGUAGACCCAACAACAGAAAACUUGCAAAUUCCAAAAAGUGAAUCAGUUUCAUUGAUGAUUUUAUUAACAAUGAUUUGUAUUUUGGCAAAUGGAGUAUUUCCAUCAAUACAAUCGUAUUCGUGCCUACCUUAUGGUUACGUUACCUAUCAUUGGGCCGUAACGUUAUCUGCAAUGGCAAAUCCGUCCGUGUGCUUUCUUAUGUUAUUUCUCAAGAAGCCAAUAAAGGCGAUUCUCAUUUUUGCGUCGAUUGGAUCUUUCGCUGUUGGUUCAUACAUUCUGAGCACUGCAAUUGUGAGUCCACUUCCAUCAUUUGUUGAAUCCAUUGGUGGACAAGUUCUUUUGGUGACAUCAUGGAUACUGCUCGUAGGAUUAUUUACCUACGUUAAGGUAUCAAUUGCCACAAUUAUGCGAAUCAAUGGAAAACGUGGUUUAUUUUGGACGGGUGUAUUUACACAAGUUGGAUCUAUUAUUGGUGCUUUAAUCUCAUUCUCGGUUGUCAACUUUACACAAAUAUUCCAAACUUAUGAUCCAUGUGCAUGAGUAGCGUUAUUUAUGACAAGUGGUGCUUUAAGUUAAGCUUUAAGUUAGGUGUUAUAUGACAGGUUUUACCGUGUAGUUAGUAAAACUGUACAAAUGAUAUUAGUUAAGUUCAUGAUAUUUACUGCAGACAGGGUAAUUAAUCUGUAAAAUGUGAUAUGUAAAACUAUUUUGUUAUUUGUAAACUGUAAUAAAUUAUACUAUGAACGAA
This is a messenger RNA of Folsomia candida, 1838 nucleotides long. Its product is annotated as riboflavin transporter 2. Gene Ontology annotation, biological process: riboflavin transport. NCBI's taxonomy places the organism in Eukaryota, Metazoa, Arthropoda, Collembola, Entomobryomorpha, Isotomidae. Gene Ontology annotation, cellular component: plasma membrane. Bases 272 to 1630 code for a protein of 452 amino acids. The record is from RefSeq and is a predicted model, not a curated record. Gene Ontology annotation, molecular function: riboflavin transmembrane transporter activity. The transcript has 5 exons.